Aegilops tauschii subsp. strangulata is the source of this 1119-nucleotide messenger RNA. RefSeq lists its product as uncharacterized. The record is from RefSeq and is a predicted model, not a curated record. NCBI's taxonomy places the organism in Eukaryota, Viridiplantae, Streptophyta, Magnoliopsida, Poales, Poaceae.
AAUCUCUUCUUUUGCUCAGUUUGGACAAGGAGGAAGGAUUGACACAUUUUUCUGCCGCUUGGAGGAGAGAAACAAGGGGACAGUGACCCGAGGUGAUCUGAGUAUUUUCAACAAGCAAUGGAUCAGGGCCAAGCAAUGCAGGUGGAUCAUGAUGGUUUGUCAGCCAUCGUGGAGGCUUCUGAAACCCACGUAAACCACCUGUACGUGAACCGGGGUACUUCCAUUGACUUGUAUAAGUUCCGCAAGUACAGUAACCAACAAGGAUGGAAACAUGGGCACAUCUUUCAUGGAAGCAAUAGGGAAGAUCUUUCCUUCGAGGGGGGAAUGAUACAAGAUAUCAAGGCUCGAGAUAACACUAAUACAAGGGAAGCUAUGUUUUUAGUCAAGGCAGCAAAUCAGUGGGUGAGUGUAGAGGAUACGAUGGUGAGAAGUUCAACAACGCUGAAUCAUAUUGGAAUUCUAAAACCCUUUGUUGGAGGCUUCAAUACCCAGAUAUCUGAAGUCGUCUGCGGAUUUACUUCGAUUAUUAAUUCUUCUCUGACCGAUUGGUUAACGAGCAAACAACCAUCAGACAAAAGGACAUCUAUCCCUGUUGAAGUGCAGCAGUUGAUCAGGACUGCGUACCUGGCCAUUGAGAAGAUUUGGAGUGCAGGGUCUACAUCGGUUGAAUUGGCCAAUCCUGCGAGCUAUCAUAUGAUUGAUGAUAGAAUAAAAAUCGACCCAUUGCGCACUCGUACGAGGCUGGCGGGAGAAAACAACAUGAGGCCACUUCGGGUUGCGUUUGGCGAGAUGAUAAAGAACGCGAUUCACAGCAGAUGGGAGGAUGAUGAGUUGCUAGAUUUUAUUGAUCUUCUCGGGUAUCAAACAGUAGGAGUUGGAGAUGUCUUGGGCCACCCUGACCUCCUUUCGCCUCAUAGGCGGCAGCUCAUGUACCACAAAUUCCAUUCAGAGAUACCUACCGAUAAUCAAAGAAAUUGGCUGCGAGCAAAUGCUGACCCUGGAGCUGACUGGAAACAAGUUGCUUCAAACUUUGACCCGACGUUAAAGAGCAUAAUUGCCUUCGGCUGUAUUUUCUGUAUUUUUUUUCAUCAACUCAGCGCUUAAAUUUUUAAUUCGCAA